Molecule: messenger RNA, 1734 nt
Organism: Solanum verrucosum
Lineage: Eukaryota; Viridiplantae; Streptophyta; Magnoliopsida; Solanales; Solanaceae
Product: zinc finger BED domain-containing protein RICESLEEPER 2-like
Exons: 2
Coding region: 1-1734 (577 amino acids)
Molecular function (GO): protein dimerization activity; DNA binding
Source: RefSeq, a predicted model, not a curated record
AUGUGGGAUCAUUUACGUAAGUGUGCUAAAAAGCCAAGAGGUGAGGGUGAUAUAGAGGGUGAUGAUGAAGGAUACUAUUUUGAUCAAGAUGUUUCACGUAAACAACUUGCACAUGCCAUUAUCUUACACGAGUAUCCACUCUCUAUAGUUGACCAUGUGGGAUUUAGGAACUUUGUUGCGAGUCUCCAACCUAUGUUUAAAAUGGUUUCAAGAAAUACGAUAAAAAAUGACAUACUGAAAUUUUUUGACAAUUUGAAAUCAAAAACUGCUAGUUUGUUGGAUAGAGUCACGAGUAGAGUUGCAAUAACAACCGAUAUGUGGACUUCAAAUAGCAACAAAAAAGGACUCAUGGCUAUUACUGGACAUUUUAUUGAUGAUUCAUGGGGUAUUCAAAGUCAUAUUUUUAGGUUUGUUUAUGUUCCCGCUCCACAUGAUAAAGAUGCAUUAUGUAGUGCUUUGAUUAAUUGUUUGUUUGAUUGGAAUCUUGAACGGAGAAUAUCAACUAUCACAGUUGAUAAUUCUAGUACUAACAAUGCAAUGAUGAGAACCUUAUUGGAUGAGAAACUUAAUAAAAGAGAUUUGUUAUUGGAUGGUCGAGUGUUUCAUGUGCGUUGUGCCGCACAUAUCUUAAAUCUGAUUGUCCAAGAAGGGCUAAAGUUGAUAGGAGAAAGUAUUGGAAAAAUACGUGAUAGUGUCUUGUAUUGGAUUGGAUCAGCCGGUAGAAUUGAGAGAUUUGAAAAAGCUGCACGUCUGCUACAUUGUUCUUGUAAGAAGAAUUUGGAGUAUGAUUGUCCUACCCGUUGGAAUUCAACAUAUCUAAUGUUGAGAACAGCCUUAGAAUACAAAGAAGUGUUUAAAAAAUUGAGUCUAACUGACUCAAACUAUAAGUCGUAUCCAACGGAAGAGCAAUGGAGUCAUGCAGAAGAUGUUUGUGGGAAGCUCAAACUCUUUUAUCAUAUCACUGAACAAUUUUCAGGGACUCGAUAUCCAACUUCCAGUCAAUACUUUACAAAAGUUUGUGAAAUUAAGAUGGAGUUGGAAGACUGGGCGAAAAGCUUUAAUCCUUUGAUUAGCUCUAUGGCGUCUGCAAUGUUAUUGAAAUUUCAAAAAUAUUGGGAUGAUGUGCAUGUUAUGAUGGGUAUAGCUGCAAUCUUUGAUCCAAGAUAUAAGAUGAAGUUGGUAGAGUUCUUUCUUCCACAAAUUUGUGGUAAAGAUGUUUCAACUAAAAUUCAAGAAAUUCGAUCUCAUUGUUAUGAUCUCUUUCAUGAUUAUAAUAGUAGACUAUCUUCUCCAAGGGAGUCAUUUGAAGUAUGUAGCUCUAGUGAAGUCGUUAAUCUUAUUGAAGGUGAUCGACUAUCGAGCUUUGAUAGAUUUGUUGCUUCGAGUCGAGCUACUAUGGAGAAAAAAUCAGAGUUGGAUUUAUAUUUAGAAGAAAGCUUGCUACCCCAGACUCCAUCAUAUGAUAACUUGAGUUGGUGGAAGACAAAUGGAUUGAAAUUUCCUACUUUGCAAAAGAUGGCUCGUGAUCUCUUAGCCAUUCCUGUGUCUACUGUUGCUUCUGAAUCAGCAUUUAGCACUAGUGGGAGGUUGAUUAGUCCGCAUCGCAGUAGAUUGCAUCCUACUACUUUGGAAGCUCUAAUGUGUUUGACUUCAACCAUCGAUAAUGUGUCAUGUCCAACGUUGAUUGAUGAAGAGGAAGAGCCUGAGAUCAGUUUCAUGCCCAAUGUUGAUUGA